Molecule: messenger RNA, 1348 nt
Organism: Lactuca virosa
Lineage: Eukaryota; Viridiplantae; Streptophyta; Magnoliopsida; Asterales; Asteraceae
Source: the annotation of a GenBank genome assembly
AAAUGUCACUUAACACUAUCUGCGAACCAAAUAGCCAUCACUAAACCCCCUAGCAGGUGAUUUACCCGGUUGGAGACACACAAUUGGUUGAACUUGAUAACGGAUGUUACACAUAAAACAAGAAAUGGUACCGUUUCCAUUUCGAUUAUUCGGAUUUGUUGGGUUUUAGGGGAAGAAGACGAUGCUGACUCCAACAAUCCCAACGCACAACAGGAUCGCUGAUUCAACUCACCAUCCACUACUCGAAGUAGUUAAGACUGCUCUUAUUAAGAUUUUUGUCUCUCCCUACGCCACUGUGUGUGAUUUGUAUUGCGGAAGAGUACCAGACGAAGAGAGAUGGGACGAAGCUCAAAUAGGUCACUUCAUCGGAAUUGAUGAAGCAUCAUCUGGAGUUAGAGAAGUCCGAGAAGCAUGGGAGAGUCAACGAAAGACUUACACUUCAGACUUUUAUGAGCUCGAUCCCUGCAUUGAAAAAUUGGAAUCAAAUUUGGGGGACAAGGGAAAUACAGCUGAUAUUGUUUGUUGCAUGCAACAUUUGCAGUUCUGUUUUGAAAGUGAAGAGAAAGUAAGAAGACUUCUGCAUAAUGUGUCAUCUUUAUUGAAACCAGGGGGUUACUUAAUCGGUAUUACUCUGGACUCAUCUACUAUAUGGGCAAAGUAUCAGAAAAAUGUUGAAGCAUACCACAACCGAAGUGGCGCCAUGAAACCCAACCUUGUUCCCAAUUGCAUUCGAUCAGAAAACUAUAUGAUCACUUUUGAAGUUGAAGAAGAAAAGUUUCCUUUUUUUGGGAAAAAGUACCAGAUGAAAAUUGCAAAUGACACGUCUGCUGAAACACAUUGUCUGGUACAUUUUCCAAGCUUGAUCAGACUGGCAAGAGAAGCUGGUCUUGAAUAUGUGGAGAUACAAAACUUGCUGGAAUUUUAUGAUGAUAAUAGAGCACAGUUUUCUGGGAUGCUUCUAGAAGCCGGUCAUGGUCUUGUGGACCCCAGAGGGAGGCUCUUACCAAAAUUCUAUGAUGUACUAGGUUUAUAUACUACAUUCAUAUUUCAAAAGCCUGAUCCGGAUGUUGUCCCUCCACUUAUGACCCCAUUAUUGCAUGAUCAUGGAACCCAAAUCCUUGAUGAGAGGGAGUGGCAGGGUAGUGUGUGGAGGGAUGAAGAGAAAAUUGGAGCAUCACAUUCUGAAUCAACUUUCAGCUUGGGGAAGAUAACUGAACAGAAAGGGAUUUUAGGCCCUGGACCUGCUGAUUUACGUUUUUCAGAAGCCAUUUAAGCUUCUUCCUCACUAAUAAUCUCACUCAUAUUCAUCUAUAUGUUCAUCAUGACAUUAAGAACUAAAAUCCUUAGG